CCUCCUUCACCCCCAAUUUCUGCCAACUCCCGAGACGGCUUCGUUGCCGCUGGCCAGACUUGAUCCUCGACGCCCUCACCCUCCGCUCCUCGCCUCUGGACCGCGCCCCGGCGUGCCCUCCACUGGCCUCUGCUUCCGCAUCCGCGCCGCUCUGCGAUUUUCCCACUGCCUGGCCUUGACGUGUGCCCUGCUUAAUCCCGGUGGCGGGCGCUUCUCGGGCCACCUCUUGUGUGCAUGCGCCGACCGCCUCUGCGCUGGCAACCCAACCACCAAGGCAUUGAACUCCAUCGCAUCUCUCCCCGCGAGCCUGCGGCCUCCAUCGCCGUCGCUGCGUCACUGCUGGCGCCACCAUCGAUCGGCACUUAGCGACAACCGUCGGCCGCCAGCGACGCACAAGCAUCGCCGAGUCCCUCGCCCACGCCUGUCGCUUCCCGCUCUCGCAUCCCGGAAAUGGCAAACCAUCACCCAUCGCCCACCAUGAUGCAGAUGCAGCAUCAGGCCCAAGUGGCCCCUCCGCAGAAUGUUCAGCCUGGCCAUUUCGCACCCGCGCACCAGAUAAACGCUAUGAACGAGGCUGUCUGGCUGCAGAUUGGGAGUUUCUCAGAACUGCUUCGUGUCCCCGACGAGGCCAUGCAUGCCUACGAGCGCGCCUUGCAAGCCAACCCCAGCUCGACUGCCGCCAUGAACGCCAUCGGCAUGCUUCUCAAGGGCCGUGAGGCCUUCGACAAGGCCCUUGAGUUCUUCCGGGCCAUUGUUCAACUGGAACAGAACAAUGGCGAGGCUUGGGGAAACCUUGGACAUUGCUAUCUCAUGACUGAGAACCUCCAGAAGGCGUACGAUGCGUACCAACAGGCACUCGUCAACCUUCGUGAUCCCAAGGACCCAAUGCUUUGGUAUGGCAUCGGUAUUUUGUAUGAUCGUUAUGGGAGUUACGAUUAUGCCGAAGAGGCCUUCUCCCAAGUCAUGCAAAUCCAGCCCGACUUCGAAAAGGCGAACGAGAUUUAUUUUCGCCUCGGAAUAAUCUAUAAACAGCAGUCAAAGUUCAACCAGAGUCUUGAGUGCUUCAAGUACAUCGUCAACUCUCCUCCUGGACCGUUGACCCAGGAGGAUAUUUGGUUCCAGAUUGGCCAUGUGCACGAGCAGCAGAAGGACUUUGACAGCGCCAAGGCCGCCUAUCAGCGUGUGCUGGAUCAUUCACCCAACCACGCCAAGGUCCUGCAGCAGUUGGGCUGGCUGCACCAUCAACAGAGCACCGCCUAUGAAACACAGGAUAGGGCAAUCCAAUACCUGGAGAAGUCUGUCAGCGCUGACAAUUCCGACGCCCAGAGCUGGUAUCUGCUUGGCCGCUGCUAUAUGUCGCAGCAAAAGUAUCCCAAGGCGUAUGAGGCGUACCAGCAGGCUGUCUAUCGGGAUGGUAAAAACCCCACGUUCUGGUGCUCUAUUGGAGUGCUGUACUAUCAGAUCAACCAAUACCGUGAUGCUCUCGACGCCUACUCGCGCGCCAUCCGCCUGAACCCGUACAUCUCCGAGGUUUGGUAUGACCUUGGCACACUGUACGAAUCGUGUAACAACCAGAUCGCCGACGCUCUUGACGCGUAUCAGCGUGCCGCUGAGCUUGACCCCGGCAAUCCUCACAUCAAGGCCCGUCUUCAGCUCCUCCGCUCCGGUGGAAACAAUGGAGGCGCACCCCCGGCGCCCCAGCCGGCCGACGUUCACCCACACGCUUAUCAGGCCGCGGGUCCUACCGGCCCUGUUGGACCUCAGUGGGGAGGCUCUACCCAGCAACCUCCGUCUUCGGGUCCCCCGCCUCCGCCUGCCGGCGCCGGCGAGAAUUGGGCCCGGGGCUUGUCAAAUGUCAACCCGCCUCCGCAACCACCGAACCCCUAUGACGGCCGGGAGCAGUUCCGCGGGCCUCCUCCGCCUCCCCAGCGACAGCCCAGCCCUCAGCAGGAACAACAAAUGCGACAGCAGCAGUAUCCCGAUGCAGGCCGCGGGGGCCCCGGCCCCGCGCGUCGUGGGCCGUCUCCCGCACCUGCCGGUCAUCAGUAUUCGCAGGGUCCGCCGCCUCCUCCCCCGUCGCAGCAGGGGCCACCCCCGCCGCCGGGUGGUGAUCGCCGGGUUGUCAACCCCCUCUGGAGUGGUGCCUCUCCAUCCCACGCCGCGAAUGGAGCCAACCCUCCCCCCAACGGCAUGGCUCCCUUCCGGCCCAACAACAGCCCUCGCGCUGAUGGUCGCGGCGCUCAUGAAAACCGCAUGCCCUCUCCCAAGUCCGCGUAUCCCCAGCACCAACCUCCUCCGCCAGCCUAUCCUCACCACCCAGAGGCUCCGCCCCAGGCUGGAGCAGAGGGUGGACAGGCUCCAACAGCUGGGCCGCCGGAGAACCCCGCUCAGCGUCUGGAUGAUCGUCCACCGUCUGUUGGCCCAAAGCGGAUGCGUGAGUGGGAGGAGGAGAGCGCGGCCAAGAAGCAGGCGAACGAGGAGAACCGCGCUCGCCUUGAUGAUAUGAGACAUCGACGGCCAUCGACUCCCCCUCGUGACGCCUACCGUCGCAACUCAUCCGAGUCCCGUCGCAUUGACGAACAGCGCCGGGUCGAGGAACCGCGGAAGGUAGAGGAGCGCCGGGCAGCCAGCGAUAGCUAUCAUCCGUCGGAGGCUGCGCAUCACCCUCAGCCAGUUGGCCCCAGCCAGCUUCCACCCAUGCAACAAGCCGCGGAACCCAUGCAAGGCGUUUCGCAAGAAAAGGCGUCUGCAGGGCCAGCCCCAAAGGAGGAGCGGCCCGCAGCCGAGCAGUCCGCUCCCGCCCCUGCAGCCCCAGCCUCUGCUGAGCCCGAGAGAGCGGCGAGGACGAUGGAUGUUGACGAGGACUACGACGACAGCGGCGAAGACGAUAAGAAGGCAGUUCUUACCAAUGGGUCCGCUCCGGCUCCUGGCUCGGCUGACGGGAAGACAACGACGCCCACCAAUGCCGGCGUCAACGGCUCCUCAGCCACGGUCCCCAAGACGGAGUAGGGCAUGAAAAGGUACGGCUGAUUUUGACGAGUUUCUGGCUUCCCCUGGCGGCUGCACUUGCAUCGCUUAAAAUGUAAUUCCCUUUGUCACGUGGAGUUCGGCCGACGGCCUUUGGUGACAGGGUGGUUGGUUUGGUCUUUAUGAGGUCUCUUUUGGCUACACAGCCAAUCGCGUACGAUAUCCGUUACUGUAGGUAGUUACACUCGGCAGCUUCUCAGCAACUCGAUGGAUUUAACUCUGAAUGGUGGGGCCCGUAACGUGAAUGCG
Messenger RNA from Purpureocillium takamizusanense, 3276 nucleotides. It is a transcript of the gene SSN6, whose product is annotated as glucose repression mediator protein. The record is from RefSeq and is a predicted model, not a curated record. Gene Ontology annotation, molecular function: RNA polymerase II cis-regulatory region sequence-specific DNA binding; chromatin DNA binding; protein binding. The transcript is spliced from 8 exons. Bases 451 to 3009 code for a protein of 852 amino acids. Lineage: Eukaryota; Fungi; Ascomycota; Sordariomycetes; Hypocreales; Ophiocordycipitaceae. Gene Ontology annotation, biological process: regulation of gene expression.